Molecule: messenger RNA, 2022 nt
Organism: Miscanthus lutarioriparius
Lineage: Eukaryota; Viridiplantae; Streptophyta; Magnoliopsida; Poales; Poaceae
Source: the annotation of a GenBank genome assembly
AUGGAGGCGACGGCGAUGAGCUUGGGCAAGGCUGUGCUGGGCGGAGCGCUCAGCUAUGCCAAGUCCCAGGCCGCGGAGGAGGUGGCCCUGCAGCUCGGCGUCGAGGACGACGUGAUCUUCAUCACCGACGAGCUGCAGAUGAUGCAGUCGUUCCUGAUGACAGCCGACAAGGAGCGAAGCCAGAGCAAGGUGCUCACGACCUGGGUGACGCAGGUCCGCGACCUGGCCUACAACGUGGAGGACAGUCUCAUGGAUUUCGGCCUCCACGCUGGGAAGAAGCCCAUCUGGGGGUGCAUCCCCGAGGUGAAAAAGCUAAGGGCCAAGGUCGAGGAUGUAAGCAACAGGAACCUGCGCUACCGCCUCAUCAAGGAUGGCUCAAGCUCCAAGCCUGCCGGUGCGGUGGCGGAGCAGUCUGGCGCCUCUGAUGGUGCAGCAAUGUUUGGCAUAAACCAAGCCAUGAUUGCUGCCGUAGAGCACCAACAGUCCAAGGCAGACCUUCUGCAGCUGGUCACUAGCAAGGAGGUCGACCUGAGGGUGAUGGCUAUGUGGGGAACAACCGGUGAUCCUGGGAAGACGGCCGCCAUCCAUGAGGUUUAUAAUGACCCAAGUGUGACCUCAAGGUAUGGAGUCAGGGCAUGGGUUAGGCUGAUCCACCCUUUCAAGCCAAGAGUGUUUCUUCAUAGCAUGGUAAGGCAAUUCUUUGAAAAUGUUCAUGAUAAGCCUCAAGGGGGAGAAGAAGUAGUAAUGAAUGUUGGGGCAAGUGUUCUUCUCAAGAUGGAGAAGAUGAACCAAAGUGAUUUAGUGUACACGUUUACUACACAGUUGAGUAGCAAUAGCUAUCUAAUUGUAAUAAAUGGCCUACGCACAAUAGAAGAGUGGCAAUGCAUCAGAAGGUACUUCCCUGACAACAAGAAACAGAGCAGAAUCAUAGUGUCCACUCAGCAAGUUGAGGUUGCAAGCUUAUGUACAGAGCAACCAUACCAAAUGUCCGAGUUCAAGCAGCUCCCGUAUGACCAAACACUUUAUCUGUUCCAUAGGAAGCAGGACUCAGAGGAGCGGACCAGUGCAUCAAAUUUUGACGAAAAUGAAGCAAAACCUGCUGAUUUAGAGGAGGGAAAAUCAAAUGUGAACCACCACAACUUGACCAAGAAUGAAAAUCUCAAGAAGAUUUAUGCUACAGAUGAGCUGAUCCUGGUUAUUAUUCCUGAGCCCAUCUGUGACCCAGCAACGCCUAGUAAUGAGAUACAUGAAGAAUAUCAACAACCAAAGAGUACAGGUGGAAAUAAUUUCUGUACCUCAACGGCUAGAAAAAAGUUUGAUCGCAGGAGGACAAUGGCACUGGAUGAUGAUGUACUUGUUGGGAGAAAGACAGAGAAAUCCAAAGUAAUUGAUUUGAUUGGUCAACCUUCGGACAUGGAAGGCUGUAAGGUGAUCUCUGUCUGGGGAAUGGGAGGCCUUGGCAAAACUACUCUUGUCCGAAGCAUCUACAGAAGCCAACAGCUUGGUAACUGGAAGCGUGCUUGGGUCACUUCUCCGCGUCCCUUCAACAAUGAAGUGCUCAUCAGAACCUUAGUUUUGCAAUUACUGACAGACGAUCCUACUGCAGCAAGUGAAAUAAAACAGAAAAAACUCGACGACGAUCCUACUGCAGCAAGUGAAAUAAAACAGAAAAAACUCGACCAGGUAAGGACAAACCUAGCAACGAUGAGGUUGGAUGACCUAAGAGAAAAGUUAAAAAAUAUUCUAGAAAAGCAUAAGAACUGUCUCAUUGUUCUUGAUGACCUAUCAUCUAUUGAAGAAUGGAACUUGGUUCGAGAUCAUUUGGCAAAGGCUAAACGGAUCAUAGUCACCACAAGGGAACAUAAAGUUGCCAAACAUUGUUCGCGAGAAGACAUGAACACGCACCAACUUCAAGUCCUGGAUCAAGAGGAGGCACUUGCCCUCUUCGUAAAGAAGGUACUUCUGAACAUUUCUUUGUCAAUUAUUCCUAUUGAAAUGAGUUUGCUUUGGCUAUUGCAUUAG